AUGAGACCUCUGCUCAAACUCGUGAUCCUCGGCACCGCGAUCACGGCGGCCCGAGGACGCGUGACCGCCGUGACGCCGGGCCUCUGCUUCGAACUCCGGCUCUCAACCGGCGGCCGCUACCAAAAGAAUUUGGCUCAUCAGCUCGAAGCCAUCGGCCCGUUGCUGGCGGCGGGCGUGCGCCAGCAGCCGGCGGCCAUCGUCGCGACGCAUGCGGACUGUCAGGCCGCUCCACCCGUCAACGUACAACGUUAACGUUACGGGGCACACGCGUUUCCCGCGUUUCAAGCAUCUGUUAGAAAGCAACGGAAAGAUCAGGAUCCAGGGGCGGUUCUCUCCCGACCCCUGGACGAUCGACCUGAACCACCUCGCGGCCGUGGCGGCGAAGGCGAAGGGACGCCUUGCGGGCGCCGAGCGGGCGGCGGCGGCGUCACGAGCGGCGGUGGCCGCCGCGCUAGAGAAAAGGGCGGCGCUGCGUCAAAACCCGACAUGUAUCGAGCUCGACGAGUCCGUCCGCGCGGGCAAGGGGACGUGCAAACCGGGGAAGGGCAUCUUCUGCAACGCGCGCCACCGGUGCUACGGGAACAGCGCGUGUGCGCUCUGUGAGCCCUAG
This is a messenger RNA of Pelagomonas calceolata, 610 nucleotides long. NCBI's taxonomy places the organism in Eukaryota, Pelagophyceae, Pelagomonadales, Pelagomonadaceae. The record is from the annotation of a GenBank genome assembly.